CCGGGCGGAGCUGAGCGGGCGGCAGAGGUUCUCCCAUUAUCACCAUGGCACCAGCAAAGAAAAGAGGAAACCGCGGACAGAAAAAUAAUAGAAUAAAGAAUGAGAAGUUGGCGUCAUUUAUUAAAGAUUUUGACAGUCAAGUCAAGACAGUUGUAGAGGAAUUAAAAGCCAAUGUUGCUAACAGUCUGAAGGAAGUGGAAACCUUGUACAAUAUCGAACUUAUCAAGUUACCUGCAGCUAUCCGGGAGAUGCGCUGGCUUGAUUAUUUUGCAAAAGGUGGGAAAGUUAAAGCUUUAGAGGCAGCUGCAACGGUGAAUGUGGACAUCGAGCAAAUAACAUCAAGUGUUUCUCAAACACCGUUUAAGCCUCCCAGGAAAGCUAAAAAAGCAAAGUGUAACUCCAUUGAAAAUGACGAGGAAAACAUUCCAGUCCAGAGUGUUCUAAGACCAAGAACAAAUGCAAAAGCUUCCACUGCCAAAAAACUUGCAACCACAAGAAAAACAAGAGUGUCUGCUGCAAACACAACUGCUAAGAGAACAAGCAAGAGAAGUCGUGCAACACCUUCUAACAGCAAAUUGGCAGACUCUUCAGUCCUGGGAUACACUCCAAUGAUUACACCCAGAAUUGAUACAAGGGCAUUUAAAACGCCUGCAUUAAGAACCCCAUCCAUAAAGGAGCCUGUCUAUACUUUUUCAGCCAAUGGGAGCCCACUGGGUGGUAUGGAUGAAUUAUUCAUUAAUCUACCUUCAGGAGAUGGAAAGAAUAUUCGCCUAACAGCUGAGGACAUGGAGAUGGUAAACCUAAGUCGCUUGGACAAGAAAGCAUUUGAGAACAUCAAACUUUUAUCGAGUCGCUUGGAAAAACUCUGCAAAACACUAAAGUGAUCCUUAAAGUAGUCUUUCUAGAUUUUUUUUAUUUUGGUUUUUAAUUUUGGUACAUUGUGUGUACCCUUGUAAGUAGCUGUAUUUGCAUUGUAUUUUAUUUCUGUAAAGCUAAUUUUCAUUUUGUUAUGGGGCUGAAAAGUAUCUUUUUGUCUGAAUUUCAACUGUUGUUUUUCAACUUUGCACAAUUUUACUAAUAAAGCCCAGUUUCUUCUGGGUGAAACUUAA
This is a messenger RNA of Nanorana parkeri, 1109 nucleotides long. RefSeq names its product cell division cycle associated 8 (gene CDCA8). Gene Ontology annotation, cellular component: spindle midzone; chromosome, centromeric region; chromosome passenger complex. Gene Ontology annotation, biological process: mitotic sister chromatid segregation. The record is from RefSeq and is a predicted model, not a curated record. The coding region runs from base 45 to 884 and encodes 279 amino acids. Lineage: Eukaryota; Metazoa; Chordata; Amphibia; Anura; Dicroglossidae. The transcript has 11 exons.